Molecule: messenger RNA, 465 nt
Organism: Macrosiphum euphorbiae (potato aphid)
Lineage: Eukaryota; Metazoa; Arthropoda; Insecta; Hemiptera; Aphididae
Source: the annotation of a GenBank genome assembly
AUGGUCGAUGCAAUAGUAGUUGACAAAGUUUACAACUGCACAGACUUACGUAGCUCUAAUCAAAAUGGACGCCAUUCAAACAACUCCAACGAAGGAAGCAGAUCCGGAAAUUUUGACACCGCCACCAACUCCGAAGAAAAAACAAUCUCAUCUGAAACGGAAACCCAAUACAGUACUGGGGUUUUCGUUGGACGAACCGCAAAAAAAAAUUUCUCGUCCGAAGGAACUGGUCAAUGCCAAUUCGGGCCAUCCCCUCAAGUCAAUUUGGUGUCUUCGGAGGACGAAGAAGACACGGAGUUAAAAGAGAUAUUCGACACUCCGAUACUGAAGUUGGGAUCCAAGAUGAUGAGUACUUCGAAACAAAACAUAGGAGAUUUCGAAACAUUUCUAAGUUUUUCCGAAGCUCUGUUUCAACACUCCAAAUUGAAGCUCCUUCCAUUUUUCCGACUAUACCGACGAAUAUAG